Messenger RNA from Rotaria socialis, 4551 nucleotides. NCBI's taxonomy places the organism in Eukaryota, Metazoa, Rotifera, Eurotatoria, Philodinida, Philodinidae. The record is from the annotation of a GenBank genome assembly.
AUGAUUAACCCACCCUCAGGUUCAUACGGUGGUGGUUCUCGUCGAGCACGUUAUUCACGUUCACCGCCUGAUAGUAUGCCACCAUCGAAACGUUCUAAACCUUCGAAUCCAAACGAUACCUACGAUCGUAACCAUAGUAUUGGAUCAGAUCAAUUACGUGCUUACACAUCAAUUUGUGUAAAAAAUAUCAAUCCAAAAAUAUCAGAUUCAGUAAUUCGAGAGUUUUGCGAAAAAAAAUUUUCUAAAUAUGGUUCAAAUUCCGUUAAAAUUUAUCAUCGUAAGCAAGAACGCGUAGCAUUUAUUAAUUUUACGAAUUGUGGUGAUGCACGAAAGGCACGGCAUGCUAAAACAGGUCUCGUCUGGGAGAACAUGAGAGUUCUUGUAGAACCGGUUUAUUAUCGUAAAACUCUUCCAGCUGAACAACCUAUCAAACCCGAUAAUUCACGUGAACGUCCAUCAACACAUCGGAGACGUCGUCCAACACCACCAAGUCCUUCACCACCAGCUCGUUCUCAUAAUCAUUCAUCUUCAAGACAUCAACGUACAAAAUCCCCCAUAGUUUCUUCUCGUUCAUCGCGUCCACCACGCCGAAAUUAUUCACCGUACAUUCCACUUCCACCUGAUUUAAUGAACUAUGCUAAGACGAAACCUAGUCGACAACGAAAACAUUCAUCAUUAUCACCCGCCCGUCGUUCUCAUCAUAAAGACGCAUCCAAACAACAACGUAGUCGAUCUCCAAAUAGUCAACGGUCAGGAUCGCCAUCACCGCCUACACAUCGAACAAAUCUAGAUAAUGAAUCCACUAUUCAAGGUGAACCAACACGUACUCUAUGCAUUGAAAAUCUUGAUCGAAGUGUAACAGAUUCGAAAUUAGAAGAAAUAUUUGGUCGUUAUGGAACGAUUAAAAAUAUUGACCUACGAAAAUCAUCGUCAUCGUCAAAACAAACUUACGCUUUUAUUCAAUAUGAAAAUGUAGACAUGGCCUUUGAAGCACGUCGAGCUAUGAAUGGUCAUUCGGUUGGAAAAGCCGAUUGUAAAAUUGGCUAUGGCAAAAUUGCACCAAGUAAAUACCUUUGGGUUGGAAAUAUACCCGUAGAAAUAAAACGACGUGACCUUGAACAUGCAUUUUCACGUCAUGGACAAAUAAAAUCACUUGAUUAUUCAACAGGCGAUCCAACAGCUGUUAUUACCUAUUGUGAUAUUGAAGACGCAAUUAAAGCACGUGCGAAACUUAGUGGUACAAUUAAAAUUAUCGAUGGUCGACCCGUACUCAGUGAAACUGAUACAUCGCCAUCAUCGCGUCGUGGUUUUCGUAUUGAUUAUCUCGAUCGUCCAACAUCUCGGCGUUUUGUUAUUGUUCGACCACAAAAGAAACCAUCGAAUAAACGUGAAUCCCGUUCUUCAUCUCGUAAUAGAUCACCAGCAUCAUCAACACGUGAUCGUGCACGUUCUUCAUCCAAUGAUAAGAAUAGCCGUGAGGAUAAUAACGAUCAACACAAAACUGUAGAUAAUUUAGUAGAAAAUGUUAAAGCCGAAACAAAAUCACCUCCACCGACUCCAUCACCACCACCACCACCAUCACUACCGUCACCGCCACCAACAAUACCAACUAUAAUAAAACAACGACGUUCAACAGAUCGUAGUGACUCUCCACCAUUGAUCAGUCAAGCUCCUAUAGCGGGCCGAACAUUUCAUGGUUUAUUAGGUUCCUACUUAUCACCAAAUGAUACAGCAAAUGUAAAUAAUCUAAAUGAAUUGAUGAUUCUUUGCGAACAACUGAACGCAUCAGCAACUAAAAGCAACACAGCACUAUCCACUGUUUAUCCUGUUCAAUUUAUAUUGAAAUCUCAUGCUUAUGAUGCACGUUUGCAUUUUCUUGCUGGUAGUCCAACAUUGGCCAGUAUUUUACUAGGCCAACCGGGUGAUCUGAUAGCAGCGAAAACUGAAUUGAAAAUCACACAACGACUUCGUCUAACGCAACAGAAACUUGACGAAUUAGACCGAGCAAUUCGUAAUAGUGUUACACAUGCGUUAACUAUAACAGGAAAUAAUGUACAUGCCAAUACGAAUAGUCAUUCAUCAUCCAAUGGUUUGACAUUAGGUGGUAGUCGAAAACAAUUAACUGUGGCUAAUCAAACAAAAUUUUCUAUACUUAUUGCAUCACCUAAAAUACAUCAAUCCGAUGAAUCAUCGAAUAAAAUUGAGCAAAAACUACCAAGUGCAACAAUCAAAAGUGAAAUAGCGUCACCAUCGCAUGCGGAUGGACUUGAAAAGUCUAUUCAAGUUAAAAAGGAAAAAAUUGAUAAUAAUGAUGAUGAUAAUAAUAGUGAUAAUGAAGAUGGUACAUUACUUUCGCGUUUGAUUGUUUAUCUACUCGAGAAAGAUGCAGCUGGUGUUAUAUCCAUACCAUUUCAUCCAACCUAUCAAAAUGAUCAUUCAUCUCGACAAGAAACAGCUGUUAUACAUAUAUGUCCACCAUGUCCGUUAAGUACAAAAAUUUUAAAAAUAAUCUGCCCUUCGAUUCAUUUUUCAAAUGAUGUUAAUACAUCUCCAUCACGGUCAUUACCAACGACUAAUGAUGAACAUAUAAUGGUUAUCAUUGUUCACAAUGAUAUGGCAACGAGCAUACCAUCGAUGACGGACGACGAGAUAUUAACUGAUUUGGAAACUUUCAAUGAUUCUAUGGUGCAUUUGAAAGAAGCAAUUGAGGGCAGAGAUUUAGAACGUAUGCCAACAGUUUUAAAUCAACUUCUUACAAUUCUAAAACAUAUUAUUGAAACAUAUCAAUUAAAUGAUUCAAUUGAUGUACUGGAAUAUGCUGCAAAAUUAAUUCAUCUCUUGCAAGAUGUUCAUUCAGCUGAAAAUACAAAUUAUAGCCUUGAGCCGUUUUCACAUGCAAUCGAUCAACUUGCACUUUGUCUAACAGCAAGAAUAUCAAAUCGUUUUAUUGUUCCGUCAUCGUUGAAUGCUGAUGCAAUCGGUUUAAAUUAUAAAGAUGAUCAUAUGAAUUCAAAUCGAGAAGUUGAUGUUCUACUUGAAAUACUUAUGAAACGUACUGAUGGCGUUGAUGUUGCACAUGAACAUGCGAAAUAUUUAUCCAAAUAUAUGUUUUCAUUAAUACACUAUGUACAAGAACGAUCGAUGGAAGAACUUGAACAUGCUGAACGGACAUCAAAGUUAGCCAGUAAUUGUUCAUUAUCAUCGUUUUUAACAACCUAUCGGUUUCUACCUGGUAUUGAUUUGAUGAUGAACACAUUGAAAAAAGAUUCAGCACAUAAUUCAAAAAUCCAAUCGACAUGGAUGAUUUUACAGACACAUGAAUUCGUUGGAAAACUUGAUUCUUGGCGAACAUAUCACGAUAAUAUACGAAAAACAGUCAAAAUUCAAUGGGAUAAAUGCUUGAAAAAAUUUCAACAAUCAUCACAAACAUUGGAAGACGCUCGUUUGAAUUCGAAAUCAGUGACGCAUCUUCCAACAUCGUCAUCAUCAUCAUCAUCAUCAACAACAUCGUCAGAUGCUAAUCCCAAUCCAGCAAAUCUUUCACCAGUACCAACGCACAAUGCUCUUCAACGUACUGCAUCGUCUCCGUCAACGAUUCAAACGACUCCACUGACAAUUGCUCCGUCGUAUUCAGCUAAUGAAAAAAAUAUUCAGUCUCUAUUAAAUGACUUUGAUUUAAAACGAAAAGAACUUCAAUUAACUAAACAUGAAACAUUAGUCAUACUCAAUAAACUUAUACAUAAUACAGAAAGUUUAAUUAUCGAUUCAUUGAAUACCUAUUUUCGUUUAACUGAUUAUCUAGCAAAUGCAUCCUCGAAUUAUGUACCAAGAUCAAAAAAUGAUCUAAUAUCAUCCUAUAGCACUUAUAUUCAUUCGCUGCCGCCUUGUGCCGUUCAAGAUAGUCCUUCAUCGUCCGCGAAUGAUAAAUCAGUACGACAAAUACCUAUCGUGAUUGAACUUUGUUGUCAAUGUAUUGAACGACUUGACGGACACAAAUUAAAAGGCAUUUAUCGUUUAUCAGGUGUUAAAUCAAAAGUGGAUCAACUGUGUCGACAAUUUGUACAAGGUGGCGAAUUAAAUGAAAAUGAUUUAAUGAAUAAUUAUUCGCCUAUCGUUUUGGCUAGUGCAAUAAAAAAAUAUUUACGUGAAUUACCUGUUCCAUUAUUAUCAAUUGUUGAAUCAUCACAAUCAUCAACAUUAAUUCAAAAUGAAUUAUUGAAUAUUGGCAAAGAAAUUUAUACGACAGCAAACGAAACAUCAUCACGUACGAACGAGCGCCUACGCGAAAUAAUCGAACAGAGAAUUUCAAAAUAUGCAAGACAAGCUUUAAUUCAUUUAAUUAAACAUUUACAUUUAAUAUCAUUAAGUGAACAAGAAAAUCAAAUGUCUGCUGCUAAUUUAGGAAUUGUUUUUGGACCGACACUUUUUAAAGCUCACCAACGAGCGCAAGAUGAUACAACACUCACAACAUUACUUGAAGCACCCUAUCAAGCAAAAUUAGUCGAAUAUUUAAUUGUCAAUGUACAUGAUCUUUUUAAUUCAGACAACUAG